Molecule: messenger RNA, 5223 nt
Organism: Tetrahymena thermophila SB210
Lineage: Eukaryota; Ciliophora; Oligohymenophorea; Hymenostomatida; Tetrahymenidae
Exons: 1
Source: RefSeq, a predicted model, not a curated record
AUGCUCAACCAAAGCAAAAAGAAUUGGAAUGCAGAGAGUCCCAAGUUUCUGAAAUACUUUUUCAAAGAUUGUGUUUUAAAUUAGGAAAAAAUGAGCAGCUUAGUUGAGUAAUAAAAGCGAUAAAUAGAGGAAGAAAAUAAUUAAAAUAGUUGCAAUAAAGUAAUAAUUACAAAUAGUGAAUAAUCAGUCCAAUAAGGUAAAUAGGCUUCAUAAAAGUAGUCAUAGACUAGUAAAUAAAAUAAUGGGAUUUCUACUUCCAGUCAUUUAGUUAAUACAAAUUUAGUAUAAACAGCGAAUAGUUAGGCAACUAAUGUUAAUAGCUCAAAUGGCAGCUAAAAUACAAAUUUAGUUAAUAAUCCGUUAGAUUUCUCAAAAAUAUAUGGAUAAAUGUUUAACACUCCUAUAAUGCCUCAUAUUCCUUCUGAGUUUCAAACCAAGACUCCUAACUUUGAUGUUACUGAAUUAAUUGAAUGCUUGGCUGAGCUAAAACCUGCUUAAAUAGUAUCUGGAAAGAAAAAAAAUAGCAGCAGUCACAUUAGCUCUGGAAUUAGCUCAAGUGGUGCUGAGUGGAAUGUGUUUGAAUAGGAUGUCCCAAAUCUAAUUAAGAAGUUUUCUUCUGAAGGAUACAAAGCAUUGUUAAUGCAAGACUAUAAACAGGCCUUGAUUUGUCUCAAAAAAAGUGAAAUACUUAUGAACACUUUUGUAAAUAAAGCUGAAGGCAAAAUUGAGAGCGAAAUUCUACUUUUCAUUAAGGCAAAUUUAGGAAUUUGCUUUUACAGAAUCGGACUUUUAUAAGAAGCAUUUAAUAAUUUUUGUAUAUGUUUGGCUCAUUUAAAAAAAUAGAGUGGAAAAGUUUUCUAAACAAAUACUUAAAGCUAGCAUCCAAGCAUCGCUAACACAAAUAACGACAAAUAAAAUGGUGUAUCUCAAAAAUCUAAUAGUAAUUAAAAUAUUAUCUCAAAUUAGUAUAAAAAAAGGUCAUAUAGUAAUCUACCUAGUAUUGAUUAGGCAGAAUACCUUUAAGUUUUGGCUUAAAAAUUAAAAAAGAAGAAACUCAAAGGAGAUCUUCUCUUAUAGACAUGUAUUGUAUUGUCCGAGUAAGGAAAGCACGAUGAAGCCCUUGUAAUUGCUAAUAAAGGAGCUAAGCUUUAGUUAAAUUAUGUCAUUGACACAUUGGCUGCUUGCUAUCACAUUAUCUUGCAACUAAUUAAAGAAAGAGAUUAAAACAUAUCUUCUAAUGAUGGCAGUGGUAUUUCUAAAGCUUAAGUAAAUAGAAGGGGUAAUUCUGCUCAUCAAUCUUCAUCUCAUCACACUCACUACUUUAAUUAAUAGCAUAAAGAUAGCAAAAGUAGUGGAACCAAUAUGAAUUACAAUAUUUUUGAUGGUGAUUUUGUUUAGGAACUUUAAUCACCGAUGCAAUCAUAAUCUCAAGGAUUUUUUAAGAAUGCUAAUCUUAAAGAAAGGAUAUCAUACUAAGAAAAACUUGUGCCUAUUUUAAAGGAGGUGAUGAAAAGAACUUAAGAUCUUCACUUUUAAAAUGUUAACCCAUCCAAACUGAAAAUAUUAGAUGUUAUGAAUAAAAUAAUAAACAGUUCUAAUCUAAUGAAUAAUAAUGUUAUUAGAAAUGGAAACCACCAAUCUAAGAAUAGCUCUUAGAUUCAAUCUCCUACUGCUUCUGCCCAAAUAAAUCAUCACCUCGAAAAAGAGGAUAAUAAUUAAAUUGAUGUUAAUUAAAUAUUAGAAGUAAGUUUAUACGAAAGACCUGAUUUGGAAUUUCUCUUUAAGACAAUUACAAGCAGUUAACACUGGAUUCUAAAAACAAAUAUAUUAAGUCUUUUGCAGCUUAAAGCAGUUGCUCUCGAAGAAACCUAAAUUUGUAAAACUUCUAUAGACCAUGAAAUCUCAAUCGAUGCUAUUUUAAGCAAACUCUCCCAUCUAUGUGUGUCUUUCUAUUGCAUUUCUACUGAAACAAGAUUUAUCAACGAUUAGAAAAAGAAUAAAUAAAAGGAAAUUUCUCAGCUUUAGCUGCAAAGUGGAAAUAAUUAGUCUGCUUAAAAUCAGUAGAAGUAUGCCAAAUUCCUUCAGAAUCUGAAUUAUGAAGUAUCUGAAAGUGAAAAUUGGCUCUCGAGAAGUCUAGAAAUAGCUUACGUAUUUCUACCUCAUGAUAUGCCCCUUGUUGGGUAAAUUGUGAGUGUCCAUAAUAAGUUUCAUAAUGUGAAUAAAAUUGUUAUUAAAGAAGAUGAGAAUGAGCACGAUGAUGAAGAAGACGAUCAAGAGGAAGAUUUCUAGUAAGAGUAAAGUUAUGAAGAAGAUUAUUCUAAUCCUACAUCAAAAAAAACAAACUCAUAAGUUAAAAAUCAUACUUACUAUCACUCCGAAUAUACCUCACCUCUUGUAACUCUUCCGGGUGGAUCUAAAUCUAAUUUUUUCAUUCCUCUUGUGAGAAAAAUCAAGCCAAAAAUCACAAAGCAGCCCAAUCCUAAAGACGAAAUAGAAGAAGAAAUUUCUAAACUUUAUAGUAUAUACUAAAUUAAUGUCUAGCCUCAAGCUCCUGAACCAAUCAGUGAUAGCACAUCUGCUUAAAUUUGCAUAAGUGCACCUUAAUCAGAAAGAACUAAUUUAAAAAAAUAAAAGUAAUCCUCUGAGUAAGUAUCACAAUCAUAAAAUUACUCCUUGCAAUAGGUUUUCGAAUAGUAAAUUGUAAACCAAAAAGCAUUGAAAGAAAAAUAAUUCUAAAAUAUGCACAAUAUUGCAAAUUAAGCUAAUAAAAAGUAAACUGUAGAAGAAAUUUAAGUAGGAUUCAAACCAAACUAAUAAUUAAAGAAAUAAGAAGAUUAAAAGUUAAUGUAAAAAGAAUAAAAUUAAAAUUCAAGCAAAAUCUAAUCACAAAAUCUCGCAACUCAGCAAAUUAAGAGGCCUCAAGAUAUUUAAAAUGAUAUUUAACAAAGUAAUAUUGCUAUUAAAAAAAGUAACCCUUCUAUAUAAAACAAAUAACAAUAAAUAUUGUAGCAACUUUCAAGCACAACUCCAGCUCAAAUAUCUAACUCUCAAUAAGUACAGCUUUAAAACUAAUAAUAGAUAUUAAACCAUAAAAUACAAUAGCAUCAACAAUUAGAACAAUCAGCUCAGAUUGUUUAAAAUUUGUAGAGGUUAUCUAAAACAACAGAUUUCUAGCCUUAGUUUAUAAAACAAGUAAACAAUGAUGAACAAGAAAAUCAAUAAUUUUAGCAAGAUGAUUUUAAUUUUGAGGAAUUUUAAAUAAUUAAUUAAAAUCCUUAAAUAUUUUUACAAAAUAAUAAGCAAUAUAAUUAAAUCAAUACAAACUCUUCUUCCUUUAAUUAGCAAUAAUAGUAAAAAAAUAAUUUAUCCUCUGGAGGAUUAGGCGACUCAAAAUAUGAUUAAAUAAGAAAAUCUCAAGAAAGAAAACUCCAAGAUAAGUAUUAUCAGCAAUACUAAUAAUUGAUUAUACAGCGCAAUCAAACUAAUGAAAAAAGAUAGUAAUCUUAAGAGUAGAAACAAAGAAGUCAAAGUAAUGGUAAUCCUAAUUCCCAAGCAACUUAGAAUUAAAUAAACAACUAGAAACAAUAUCAAUAAGCUUUUAACAAUACAAACAUCUUAUUAUUUAAUUCUAGCAAUGCUACUUAGAUUUAAAACAACCAACCUGGCUCUUUAUCAAGCUCUGGUUAAAAAAAGAAAAAGAGAGUGCUUUCUCUUGCUUAAGAAAAUUCUUUAUCACUUUCUCAUUAAUCACUGCAAGCAAAUUAAAAUAACUUUCUUUAACAACAUAAUUAAUAAUUUAAUUAACAACAAUAGCUAGAUUUUUCAUAUUUAAACUAAAAUAACUAUCACACUCCUAGCAAUUCUAACCAAAUUAAAAUAGAUUUUAAUAGAUUGCCAAAUAAUAUGAUAUUAGAUUAGUAAACACAGUAGAAUUAAUUAUAAACUUAGUAACAUUAAUAAAAUAGCUAAUAGAAAUAAUUGAAAAAGAUAUUGUCUAAGCCAUUAUCAGCAGAAAGAAAAUACAGAACUAUUGAUAAUUCUUUAAAUAAUAUUAAGAGUUUGUAAAAUAGCAGCCAUUUUAUCAACAAUGUAAAUGUAUUGCUUGAUUAAAUGAAUUAUCCAUAAAGUGCUAAAAAUUCAGCAACCGUAAAUUCAACCACUAAUUAAUCCUCGGCGAGAUAGCAGAUACAAUAGUUAAGUUAAACAUUUGAGGUGAAAAGAAAACCUUCAUCUUCAAACGCUAGUGCUCCUAAAACAACUCGAAAUAAUAGUGUGAGUAAGACAGCUAAACACACAAAAAACAGCAGUAAUCAUCCAUCAACUGCUGCUACUACAUCUUCAACUAUUAACAAUAGCUCUUUAAUGAAUUAAGCUUCAAAUAAUUAAAAACCUUAGAAUACUAGCUAAAUUAAUGAAAAGUAAAUAUAAAAGUCCAUGAAAAAUAACUACAUAUAAGAUCAUAUCUUAAAUGAGAUAUUCGAUAUAAACAACAUAAUAAAGCCUUCUCACAAUAGGGGAUAAUCUAUGUAAAUCUAAACAAACUCAGUAGUAUCUCCUUAGAGCAACCAAUUCUAGUAAGAUAAUUAAUAAGUUUAAUUCAGCUAAAAUAUUUCUUCUCAUCUCUUACAGUAGCAACUCAUCAAUCAACUUACUUAAAGUAAUAAUAAUACAAACAGCAAUAACAACAAUGGAAAGAGACUUAACUCUAAAGAAAAUGUUUAGCGCUCAAACAGCUCAAAUUAAUCAGGCUAAAGAAAGAAUAAGAAAAAUUUAGACAUUUAAGUGAAUUAACAUGCAAUCUAAUUUAAUAACAAUCCUCUCUUGAAUGAAGAUGCAUAAGGAGCUUCAAAAUCAAGCAGAAAUAGUAGUAAUCCAACAAAUUUCCUUUAAGAUAACUAUAUAAACCUAUUUAAAGGUAGCUAAUCUACAAAAUCUUCAUAAAACCAAACUAAUAUUUUUAUGAACUAACCUUAACAAUUAAACAAUAAAUACUCAGCCUAGACAACUAAAAAUGCAUAAAAAGAAUAAAAUACCAUUAAUUCCUCUAUAAAUGCCUAAAUUAAUGUCAGCUUGCUAUCUAAAAAUUAAACACCAAAGCAAUAAAAUAAUCCUUCCUCCUAACCAGGAAACUCAUAAAGUAUAAAUGAUAAAAAACUUCAUAUGCUAAGAAAAUUUAGAUCUACAGUGGGAAAAGUUCCAGAAGAUCUACUAAAAAAGAAAUGA